Meloidogyne enterolobii is the source of this 544-nucleotide messenger RNA. NCBI's taxonomy places the organism in Eukaryota, Metazoa, Nematoda, Chromadorea, Rhabditida, Meloidogynidae. The record is from the annotation of a GenBank genome assembly.
AUGCGAUAUCUUAUACCUUUUGGUAAGCAAAUUGGUAGUACUCUAGCUAGGCAAGGCUUAGAAUCUAGCAAUCGGGUUUUAAGUAAUGUUAUAGAAGGAAAAAAUCUUAAAGAAUCACUUGUCGACGAGGGAAAAGCUGGAUUAAAAAAUUUGCUUCAAAAGGCUGCAGACAAUAUUCAAAAACAAAAAGGAGCUGGCUUUGAUUUUAAGCGUUAUAAAAAUAUAAAAAAGAACCCGGCUAUUGGCCAGAUGAAUAAUGAAGAGCAAAACAUUGAUUUGAAAAGUAUAAAUAAGAGGCCUUUUUCUACGAUUGGUCCUCCUAACUUCAUUCCAAAAUCUUUACAAACAACGCGCAAAAAAUCUAUUAAAAAGCGAAUUCGCGUAGACACAUUAGGUACUUACUAAAAUGAGCUGCACCAAAAAGAUUAAUGAAAAUAGUCCUUUAGCUCUUAAUAGCGCCCUUAGUAUAUUCACUGUUCCACCUACAAAUGUUUCUGUCGUUCGGUCUUUUUUUAGAGAAAUUCUUCCCCUUAGUACAAUUACC